This is a messenger RNA of Tricharina praecox, 5031 nucleotides long. RefSeq lists its product as uncharacterized. Gene Ontology annotation, molecular function: guanyl-nucleotide exchange factor activity. The transcript has 8 exons. The coding region runs from base 235 to 5031 and encodes 1598 amino acids. NCBI's taxonomy places the organism in Eukaryota, Fungi, Ascomycota, Pezizomycetes, Pezizales, Pyronemataceae. The record is from RefSeq and is a predicted model, not a curated record. Gene Ontology annotation, biological process: regulation of ARF protein signal transduction.
CUUGCAACUUCGCCAACUGUGGCCCCUCAAGCUUGCACACCCGCGAUUAGAGACACACCCGCCAGAAGCUCACCAAUCCAUCCCGUGGGCCUUUCUGCGACCGUGUUAAUACCAGAUUCAUACUUUAUCUAUCGGGCAACCUCUUCGAGCUUUACAGCUGCCGCAAUAGCACCUCACCACUCAUUCGGAUUCCCGCAUUUGGAGGAGUUCCAGUGGCAUACAUAACGGACCAUCAUGGCGGCCGUCACCGAAACACAGCAUGGCCGGGAGACUACAUCGGAGCUUCAGAACGCGACAGAACCUUCCGCCACCUCUGUCGCGAUAGACCCGGUUGCACUGGUCACCUCGGAAUGCAUCACUGUCACCUCCGCGAUGCGCAAGAAUGCGCGGUGGGCCCAGUCCUCGGUGGCUGCGAUCCUUGGAGGCGGCGGAGGCUCGGGUUACGGUGGCACCAGCGGCGGCAGCGAUUACACUCAUGUUCCUGGAAACAAUACCCCGGGACUGACACGUAAGGGGGCGGGCGGGAUUGCACAGGUAGACGGUGAUGCGGGGUUAGCUGGGAGGUGGGGCUUGCGCGGGAAGAAGGGAAAGAGCAUACAGGACAACCCUCUUAUGGCUGCGUUCGCUAAGCUAAGGGGUGAUUUGCAAGAGUGCAAAGACAUCACGACUUUCGACACCCCGAGCUUGCUACACCCAUUUCUUCAGGUCAUCAGAUCUUCGUCGACGAGCGGUCCCAUAACUUCCCUCGCGCUCAUCGCAAUCACCAAGUUCUUCUCGUACAAUCUGGUCAACCGAGCGUCUCCUCGGCUCCCGGUAGCCAUGCAGCUCCUGUCGUCGGCGAUCACACACUGCCGGUUUGAAGCGUCGGAUUCCGCCCAAGACGAGGUAGUGCUGCUACGGAUUUUGAAGCUGAUGGAGAUGAUGCUUUCCGGGCCCGGCGGCGAGCUGCUGGGCGACGAGAGCGUCUGCGAAAUGAUGGAGACUGGGUUGAGCAUGUGCUGUCAGAUGCGACUUUCAGAGGUACUACGGAGGUCCGCCGAGAUGACUAUGGUUUGUAUGUGCCAAGUGGUUUUUGAGAGGCUAAAACAUCUUGAGCUGGAAGCCAAUGCCGCGGGGGAGAAUUUGGAGGAAGAAUCUAAAGAUGAAAUGGAGAGCGUCAAAAUGGCGCCGUCGGCAGAGGGGGAACAUGUGGUUACGACUCCAGAAGUGGAACGAACGUCAGACGACAAGGCGGUAGCAGACGGAAUGACUAUAGCACCGGCAGGCAGUAGUGGUGGUGCAGAGGGAGUCGCCGGGCAAGACGAGACGGAGGAGGCCCCAAUAAAGCCUUACUCAUUACCAUCUAUCCGGGAGCUUCUCAGAGUGUUGGUGGAGCUUUUGGACCCGGAUGAUAAGACACAUACGGACACCAUGCGAGUGAUGGCCAUGAGGAUAAUUGAUGUCGCAUUCGAGGUUGCUGGGCCUUCCAUUGCCAAACACCCCAGCCUUGCGGAUUUGGCUAGAGACAACCUUUGCCGGUAUCUUUUCCAGCUUGUACGUUCGGAUACCAUGACCAUAUUACAGGAGUCAUUGAGAGUCAUUCAAACAUUACUGGCGACAACACGGGGAGUUUUAAAACUGCAACAGGAGUUGUUCUUAGCUUAUCUGGUCGCCUGUCUCCACCCUCAGGUUGAGAUACCGAGAGAACCAGGCGUUAACCCUUUGCUAUACGAAGGCGUGCCGCAAGCACCGAAGGUGUCCAAGCCCCCUCCAACGCAGAACGGUAGCGGACGUUCGACUCCAGUGCCGGUGAAAGAGAGGCAGAAGCUUGGGCUUGAAGGCGGGUCGAGGAGGCCUGAUGCACGCGAAGCCAUGGUGGAGUGCGUGGGUGCAUUGUCACGGAUUCCGAGCUUCAUGGUGGAACUCUACGUCAAUUACGAUUGCGAUGUGGACCGUACAGACCUUUGUGAGGAUAUAAUCGGACUUCUAUCACGGAAUGCAUUCCCUGAUUCGGCAACCUGGAGUACUACCAAUGUACCGCCUCUCUGUCUGGACGCGCUGUUGGGAUACGUGAAUUUCAUCUAUGAACGAUUGAGCGACGCUCCGCGUACAGAAGGGUUCUCGGCACCCCAAAAGCUCCAGGAUCAGAGGCAGCUCAAAGCAGUGGUUGUUCAGGGCAUCAAGAAGUUCAACGAGGAUCCCAAGAAGGGUAUCAUCUUCCUUGCCCAACAAGGCAUCAUUGAGGGUGUUGAUCAUCCGGAGUCGAUCGCACGGUUCUUGAAAGGCACAUCUCGGGCGGACAAGAAACUCCUGGGAGAGUACAUCUCCAAGAAACAGAACACCGAGAUUCUACGCGCGUUUAUGAAAAUGUUUGACUUUAGUGGCAAGCGAGUAGACCAGGCGCUGAGGGAGAUGCUCGAGACCUUCCGGCUGCCAGGUGAAUCUCAGCUGAUUGAACGUAUUGUCCUGGAGUUUUCGGAAAAGUACUGCGAGACCGAAGCGAAUCUGAAGGAUGUCGCGGAUAAAGAUGCCGUUUUCAUUUUAUCGUAUGCUAUUAUUAUGUUGAAUACCGACCAGCACAAUCCUAAUAUGAAGAAUGGCUCUCGGAUGACGUUGGAACAAUUCGGCCGCAAUCUGAGAGGCGUAAACAACGGCAAAGAUUUCGCUCCCGAAUACCUUCAGCUCAUCUAUGAAACGAUCAAGCACCACGAGAUCAUCCUGCCCACCGAGCACGACAACAAGCAUGCCUUCGACUACGCCUGGAAGGAGUUGCUCCACAAUGCUGACUCGGCCGGUGAGCUAUCCAUCUGCAACACCAACAUCUACGAUGCACAGAUGUUCGCGGCCACUUGGAAACCGGUCGUUGCGACACUGAGCUAUGUCUUCAUGUCGGCCACCGAUGAUGCUGUCUUUGCAAGGGUGAUCACAGGUUUCGAUCAAUGCGCCAGGAUCGCGGCGAAGUACAAGAUUACCGAGGCGCUCGACCACAUCGUACGAUGCCUGAGUACGAUCAGUACACUGGGCACCGAGAACCCACCAAGCACCGCGCUGAACACGGAGAUCCAAGUCAAUGGCAACAGUGUCAUGGUCAGCGAGCUCGCCGUUAAGUUUGGCCGGGACUUCAAGGCACAGCUGGGUACCGUCGUCCUAUUCCGGGUGAUUACUGGGAAUGAAGGUGUCUUGCUCAACGGUUGGAAUCAUAUUGUCCGAACAUGGCUCAACUUGUUUGUGAAUUCUUUGAUCCCACCGUUCUUCUCGCCCUCCCAAAAUGGACUGGACAUUCCGCCCAUUCAGCUUCAGACACCUUCCGUGGUGAUAGAUAGAGACCAAUCGUCGAAAGACGUUGGUCUGUUCUCCACUCUUUCCUCGUAUCUGUCGAGUUAUGCCAGCGACGAGCCGCCAGAGCCUUCGGACGAGGAACUUGACAGUACAUUAUGCACCGUGGACUGCGUAAAUGCAUGCUUCCUAGGUGAUGUAUUUGCCAAUAUCAUGGAAUUGGACUCUGCAUCUCUUAAGCCACUCAUCGAUUCCCUCCUCCGGCAGAUUCCAGACCUAGAUGACGAGGACCCAGGGGUUGUCAUCGUUAAGCCCGAGCAUCCCUCCUCGCCAUUGCUGAACGGAAAUCCUAUGUGGAAAGGACCCAAGUAUGACCCAGCUUUGGUAUACGUUCUGGAGUUUACGACAUGCUUGGUUCUGCGAGAUGCCGAGACCACGCUCGCUCACGGCAAAGCACUCGCUGAAACGCUCACGGCCAUUGUCCGGAAUGCUGCAAGGCUGCAUCCACUCGUCGUUUCACGGUCGAUCUACUACAUGUUCUCUCUUCUUGAGCAUAGCCACGAACACUCUUUCCUCAGGGCACCCUUGGCUCUCCACUCCGUUGCUGCUCUAGACAGAACGCUUCUGGACAAAUCCGCCCUGCCUGUGGCCAAGAGUCUUUCCAAAUGCAUCAAACGCACGUCGGCCCUCCGAAGUGAAAUCAUCAACUCUCCCGAUCUAUGGGUGGUUCUGCACGGGCUGCUGCACAACCGCGAUGCCGUCGUCGACGUCUUCGAGAUCCUGGACGUCAUCAUAUCGGAACCGGUAACCAACGUGACUGCCGACAACUACGUUGCCGUAGUCUCGCUGCUGAACGACUUCGCAUCGGAAGCCAACAUCGGCGCCGCGUACGAGCAGCGGCAGGACAAAUCCGCGCGCAAGGGCAAGCUGCAGAAGAAAUCCACCGACUACCCCGGCGUCGAAAUCGUCGCGCGCGGAACAAAGGCGCUAGCAAUGAUCUACUCCCUGCACACGCGCGUGCCCGCCCUCAUCACGCAAUCGCACCUUGAAAAGAACGAGGCGUGGACCGCCUACUGGCUGCCCAUAUUCCAGAGCCUCAGCACGCAGUGCACCAACCCGUGCCGCGAGAUCCGACACCUAUCCCUCGGGCUGCUGCGGCAGAGUCUGCUCGGCCCCGAAGUAACCAGCGACUCCUCGCACGGCGAGUGGACCGCCAUCUUUGGCGACGUCCUGUUCCCGCUCAUCGGGAGACUCCUAAAGCCGGAGGUGUUCCAGGCAGAUCCCAGGGGAAUGAGCGAUACCAGGGUCCAGGCGGCUACGCUGCUCUGCAAGAUCUUCCUACAUUACCUCGUCCUGCUCAGCGAGUGGGAAGGAAUGCUGGGGCUGUGGCUGCGCAUCCUCGAUAUCAUGGAUAGGCUCAUGAACAGCGGCCAGGGCGACCAUUUGGAAGAAGCCGUCCCCGAAUCCCUCAAGAACAUCCUACUGGUCAUGGCGAGCGGCGGAUUCCUGGAGCCGGAGGCAGACGGCAAGUCGCAGCUGUGGGAGCAGACGUGGAAACGCCUGGAACGGUUCCUGCCCGAUCUUAAGGAGGAGCUGUUUCCGCCGCUGCCGGAGUCGGUGUUUGUGCCCGAGCCUGUGGUGGUGGAGGAGCCUGUGAAGGAGCCUGUGCAGAAGGAGGGGGAGCCGGUGGCGGAGACGACGGUGGAGGGUGAAAAGACAGAGGGGGAGAUGGAGGGUGAAAAGACCGAGGAGACGCUGGCGGCAGAUAUUGAUUGA